Oncorhynchus kisutch (coho salmon) is the source of this 3408-nucleotide messenger RNA. RefSeq names its product outer dense fiber protein 2-like. The transcript is spliced from 13 exons. Gene Ontology annotation, biological process: regulation of cilium assembly. Gene Ontology annotation, cellular component: centrosome. NCBI's taxonomy places the organism in Eukaryota, Metazoa, Chordata, Actinopteri, Salmoniformes, Salmonidae. The record is from RefSeq and is a predicted model, not a curated record.
UUGAGGCUGUUCUGAGGGAAAAGGGGGGUGCAACUCAAUAUUAGGAAGGUGUUCUUAAUGUUUUGUAUACUUAGUGUAUAAUUAAGCAAUAAAGCCUGUGGGGGUGUGGUAGAACCAUUAGCCAUAUACCACAAACCCCCAAGAUGCAUUAUUGCUAUUAUAAACUGGUAACCAACAUAAUUAGAGCAGUAAAAAUAAAUGUGGUAUACAGUCUGAUAUACCACAUCUGUCAGCCAAUCAGCAUUCAGGGCUCAAACCACCCAGUUUAUAAUACAACAAUCUUUCCUUUCUGUGUCCCAUAUUCACAAUCUGCAAUUCCUCUGCCUCUCAUACGACGUCUGCCUACACAUCUGUCCAGACUAGACAGGUCUAUGGAGUCGAUGCAGCUGGAGAAGGACACUCUGCUCAGGAAGUUGAUGGAGGCUGAGAUAGAUGGGACAGAGGCUGCAAUACAGGUGUCAGCCCACAGAGAGACCAUCACUAAGAUGAGGAGUGUCAGCACCAGCAGGAUGUCUGGGACUGAGUCUUCUCUCCUGGCGCGUCAGAAGGAGCUGCUGCUCCAGAAAUUGGAGACGUUUGAGGCCACCAACAUCACGCUGCGCCACCUACUGAGGGAACAGCACGGACGUGAGCUGGAAUCCACGAGGAUGUCAGAACAGAAAGAUGUACUUCUGAAGAGGCUGACAGACACAGAGGCAGAAAAAAAGAAUAUUGUGGUGAAACUGCAAGAGAAAGAGAGGGAGGUGAAGCAACUGACUACGCUUCUGGACACAGAGAAGGAGAAUGCUAAGACCACAGGCGAAUUGUCUAAAGUGCUGGAGUCUACUCGUGCAGACUUGCAGAGCCAGUUACGCAGCAAAGAGGCUGACAACAACCGCCUUGCUGUGCAAAUCAAGAACCUGGAGUGGGCGGCCAGUCAGCAGCAGGGAGAGAUGGGUCACCUGCUGGAGCAGUUGCGGGGUCUGAAACUUCAGGCUGAGGCCGACAAAGAGGACCUGAAGAGGGCCACACGGGCCCAGAAACACCGGGAUGAACGCAGCGAAGAUACCGCCGGGCAGCUCAGCACCCAGCUACUGGAUGUGGAGAAUCAGAUGGCAGAGGCCCUAUCAGCAGCAGAGAACUGGCGUGGUCGCCAUGCCCAGGAAAUGAAGGACAAGACUCAGCUAGAGAUGGGUCUCAGUCCUCAACAGGCCAGGUUAUCUGCUGUGGAGUAGAAGCUGGCUCUGUCCCAGUCAGAGGUACAACAAGUCAAAGCCUCUGUGAAGCAAUACGAGAGCCUGGUAGACAGCUAUAAGACCCAGGUGGUGAAGACGCGGGCGAAGGCGGACGAGUAUUGUGCCAGGCUGGGACAAACGGAAUGCGAGGCGCAGGAGGUCCGGGACCAGAUGGAGAGGGAGUUGGAGGUGGUGCGUAGGGAGCUGCUGGGCCGGCUGACAGAGCUGGAGCCUCUUCCUGAGGCACUGCGGUGCACCGAGGUCCUACUGGAGGAAGCUCAGGACAGGGAACACGCCCAGGAGAGACACAGCACCGAGCUGACCACUGCCCUGUCCGACCUGCGCAUGAAGGUGGAGCAACAAGGCACCCAGGUGGAGCUGGUGAGAGUGAAGAACUCGGUCCUGUUGGAGGAGAACAAACAGCUGCAACACCGUGUGGAGAGUCUAGAGAGGAAGUUGGAGGAGGCCACCAGUCAAUACAGGGACCUGGCAGGGGUGAUCGCCAAGCGGGAGGAGACCAUCCACAGCAACCAUCUCUGUCUGGAGGAGAAGGCCCGUGAGUGCACCCACCUGACCCGCCAGCUGGAGGAGGCUUUAGAAGACGCCCGACUGCAGGUGUCCAACAUCCGGGAGCGUGCGUCCACCAAAGAGCGCUCCACCCAGUCCAAGGUGGUGGACCUAGAGACACAGUUGAGCAGAACCGCCACAGAACUCACCACCCUACGCCGUAGCAAAGAGGAGGUGGAGCGGCGUUACCAGUCGCGUCUGCAGGAUGUGAAGGAUCGUCUGGAGCAGUCAGACAGCAUCAACAGGAGUCUGCAGAACUACGUCCAGUUCCUCAAAGCAUCCUAUGCCAACGUGUUCGGCGACUUAGUCCUCACCAGCUCUCUGCGGGCCCCCUCUCCUAUCUGAGGGGACCAUCCCCGAAGAUUCUCUCAGAACACAGACACACACACCUAUCCCAUCUGAGGAUACUCUCCCCAAACACACUUAUUUAUCCAGGUCCAUUUUCAGAGGGCUCUUUUCAUCUAUAUGAAAUAUGUGGAUUUUGAGUGUGUAUAUGUUACAAUUAUACAAUAUCAAUAUGGCUAUAAUAUAUCACUUUUUUCAAGAAAGGAAAGUGCUGUUUGCAGACAUUAAUAGUUUACACAGUCUUCACUUCCAGCUUGGAAAAGUACACCCAAACACGCUUCAGUCCUGCUAAAACAAAAAAGGAAUCAUCUGUUCGGCUGAGGGACUUGGAAAUCCCAAAAAACCACUCCUUUACCCCAGGACGCUUUAACUAGUGACUAUCAGGGAGAAUACAGAAAAAGGAGCCUUCUGUUUCUGGGUAAAUCUGAUACAUUUAUUGACAGGACAAAAAAACAAUAGGCUUACGUUUAGGCAUGAAUCACCUUCAUCAGAGCCUGACUCCCGGAAAGUCACUAGUUGAAUAAUAUAUGCCAUUUAGCAGUCGCUUUUAUCCAAAGCAACUUAUGCGUGCAUACAUUUUAUGUAUGGGUAGCUCUGGGAAUCAAAUCCACAACCCUGGCAUUGCUGACGCCAUGCUCUACCAACUGAAGUGUGCUGGGAUAAGGAAUGUUUUGGGGAUUUACUUCCUGCUUGUCUACAGUAAUUGUUACAGUUGUCCUAUAGUUGUUGAUGUCCUACUAAGUCCAUUAUGUUUUCACCUCUACGGUUCAUGAUAUCUCAGCAAACUGUAUCAUUCUUUCCUGUACAACACUAUAUAGCUAGCCACCCACCUAACAAAUGUACUGUACCAAACCAUAGCUGUCUAGCUACCCUGUCGCAUAGUUGUCAUAUACAGCAUCCGUCUAUUUAUCAUCUUAUCAUGUUACGGAAUUGUUCCAUUUGUGCUAUGAUUGAUUAGCCUGGUCCCAGAUCUUUUUGUGCUAUCAUGUCAACUCCUUGUCAUGUUUGGCGUGACGAGGAGCGGCAUGUUGACACAAAAAGAAUAGUACCCAGGCUAAUGAUUGGUGCUAUCUGCUAACCAAGGCCAUAUCAAUGAAACUAAUGAUUUAGUUUGGGUUGUUUUUACUGUUUAUUUGGGUCAGUAGGAGUUGAUGUGCUCUUGGCGAUAAUUGUAAUAGUUGUACUUCUACUUUAAUUAUGAAAUAGGAUAUAUUUUUUAUACUUUAAUAAAUUAUUUUAUAUACCUUGAAAGUGUUGUUACAAUAAAGCAAUUUAAAAGGUC